Juglans regia (Persian walnut) is the source of this 2584-nucleotide messenger RNA. RefSeq names its product acyl-CoA-binding domain-containing protein 4. Lineage: Eukaryota; Viridiplantae; Streptophyta; Magnoliopsida; Fagales; Juglandaceae. Gene Ontology annotation, molecular function: fatty-acyl-CoA binding; protein binding. Gene Ontology annotation, biological process: lipid transport. The transcript has 18 exons. The record is from RefSeq and is a predicted model, not a curated record. Gene Ontology annotation, cellular component: cytosol. The coding region runs from base 227 to 2251 and encodes 674 amino acids.
AAACUUCUCAUUUCUGUUUGUUUUUUCUUUGGUUUACUGGAAGAAUCCAUUUCAUUGUUUUCCCGUUUUCCGCUCGAAAACUCAACGGGGAGAGAGAGUGAGAUCUAAUCCAAAGACGAGGCAUCCACCCCCAAACACGUUCCUGAAUUUCUUUAGCAUUUUCCAGCUGCAAUAUUUUCCAAUUGUUAAAUACCCGUCGAUCUGAGCGCAGACCACAGGGAGACCAAUGGCGAUGGCGCGGGCGACCUCUGGGCUCCAAUACCCGGAGCGCUUCUACGCAGCGGCCUCCUACGCCGGCUUCGAUGGCGACCCUAACUCCACCUUCAAGGCACUCACCUCCAAGUUCUCCAAAGAAUCCGCUGCCAUCCUUUAUGGCUUGUAUCAACAGGCGACAGUAGGACCUUGUAACAUACAGGAGCCUAAUUCUUGGAAAGUUGUUGAGUAUACAAAAUGGCAGAGUUGGAGUGGGCUUGGAAACAUGUCAUCCACCGAAGCAAUGCGUCUCUUUGUGAAAAUAUUGGAGGAAGAAGAUCCAAGUUGGUAUUCAAGAGCAUCUAACUUUGUUGCAGAGCCUGUAAUGGAUGUCCAAAUGAAUCAUAAUUCAACAGUUGAGCCAGUGGUUGUGAAUGGGAAUUCUUUUGAGACAAAGACUAUCCCAACUGAGAAUGGGAGCCUGACGGAAACUCAGGAUAAAGAUGUUGUCUUGGAAGGCCUUGGUUCAGUUACUGUCUAUGAUCAAUGGGUUGCCCCUCCAAUAUCUGGUCAACGCCCAAAAGCCCGAUAUGAGCAUGGUGCAGCAGUCGUGCAAGACAAGAUGUACAUAUAUGGAGGAAAUCAUAAUGGUCGUUACCUCAAUGAUAUUCAUGUCCUGGAUUUUAGAAGUUGGGCUUGGUCAAAGAUUGAGGCAAAGACUGGGGCUGAGUCACUUGAGUCAUCAUCGCCAGUGACAUUUUCUCCUUGUGCUGGUCAUUCCUUGAUACCAUGGGAAAAUAAGCUUCUUUCAAUUGCUGGACAUACAAAGGAUCCAACCGAAACUAUACAGGUGAAGGCAUUCGAUCUGCAAUCCAGCACUUGGUCAACAUUAAAGACGUAUGGUAAAGCGCCGGCAUCACGUGGAGGUCAGUCAGUGACCCUUUUUGGGACAAGCUUAGUGAUUUUUGGUGGAGAAGAUGCAAAGAGAACUCUCCUAAAUGAUCUACAUAUUCUCGACCUAGAAACUAUGACCUGGGAUGAAAUAGAUGCUGUGGGAGUGUCUCCUUCUCCGAGAUCUGAUCAUGCUGCUGCAGUGCAUGCUGAGCGUUAUCUUCUGAUUUUUGGUGGUGGUUCUCAUGCUACUUGCUUCAAUGAUCUGCAUGUUCUCGAUUUGCAAGCUAUGGAAUGGUCAAGACCCACUCAACAGGGUGAGAUACCGACUCCACGGGCUGGACAUGCAGGUGUGACAGUUGGGGAGAAUUGGUUCAUUGUUGGUGGUGGUGACAAUAAGAGUGGAGUCUCGGAAACCGUUGUCCUUAACAUGUCUACACUUGUUUGGUCAGUGGUAACUACCGUUCAAGGACGAGUUCCAGUUGCCAGUGAGGGCUUGGGUGUGGUUGUAAGCUCCUACAAUGGUGAAGACAUACUUAUAUCUUUUGGAGGAUAUAAUGGUCGUUACAACAAUGAGGUUAAUGUUCUAAAGCCAAGCCACAAAUCAACCUUGCAAUCAAAGAUGAUUGAAACUCCUGUCCCAGACAGUGUUUCUGCUGUGCACAAUGCUACAAAUCCUACAAGAGAUGUGGAGUCUGAGUUUGACGCAGGCCAAGAAGGGAAAAUUAGGGAAAUUGUUAUGGACAAUGCUGAGUCAGAGCCUGUGAAGUCUAAAGGUGAGCCAAGCAAUAUUCAUCUUUUGGCAACCUUCAAGGCAGAGAAAGAAGAAUUAGAGUCAUCAUUCAGCAAAGAGAAGAUUCACUCUCUGCAAUUAAAGCAAGAGUUAUCAGAAGCCGAGAAUCGUAACACUGAACUGUACAAGGAGCUCCAAUCUGUUCGUGGUCAGCUUGCUGCUGAGCAAUCAAGAUGUUUCAAACUUGAGGUUGAUGUUGCAGAACUACGGCAGAAGCUCCAAACAAUGGAGACAUUACAGAAGGAACUGGAACUCCUCCAAAGACAAAAGGCUGCAUCCGAACAAGCUGCCUUGAAUGCAAAAGAGAGGCAGGGGUCUGGUGGGGUGUGGGGUUGGCUUGCUGGAGCCCCUCCUGGCCAAAAGGCCGAUGCCUGAAAAUUUGCUUAAGCUUUAGCCCAAUUAGUGAUUGCAAGAUUUGGUUCCCUAUUGAUCGAUACUUCUUUCUCAUAUAAUCAUAUUUUCAAUUUUUUUUUUUUUUUUUUUAUGUUUUUUCUUCCCUCACCCAGAAAAGAUAACAUUUUCUUUCCUGUGACGGAAAUAAUAUAUCAGGUUUUUGUUGGUCAGAAGCAAUUCCCCUUUGUUUCAUGAAUGCAUUUACUGUAAUUCAAUCAUCUAGUUUUUUGAAUUGGACUGUUAGUGUAAUAUUUUGCUUGUAACCAAAAUUUUGUUGGAGUUUGUAUUCGAAGUAAAAUGUAUUAUUUGAGUGAA